CAGAUUCGAUUCUAGGGGAAUAUAUGGUCGAUGCAAAAACUUCACCUUGCUGCAAAUGGUUAGAAGUUUAAAUACUGACGGAAUCAAAAUACACGUGCUUGUUGAAUCCUGAGAAAUUCUAAGUGUUGCUGCCUCUCUCAUAUUUAUGAUACAUUAAAACGUUUAUUCAAAUUUCAUUUGUCGUUCAAUCGUAACUGCCAUUAAUAGACUGUGAAUUUAAACAGUUAAUCUCACAAGAGCUACAAAUUUUCUGGAAAAAAAUGCAUAAAUCUUUAAAAAGAUACUUAUAAAUUAGCUAGAUAUGGCAGACGUUAGCAAAAUUUCCCUGUCAAGUGUCCAGAUCUCAUCAAAAUAUUUACGACAGCAGCAAAAGCAGCUUUCAACUCAUUGAAAUGUACUUACUGGUGCUUCAGGAAUGAUAUUGGUGAAUGAAGACUGACUUUAUCUCAUUAAACCUGUGAUAUUUUUAACAUAAUUAAAUGCCAUCUCCAAUUCAAUUGACCGAACAUUAGUGGUUAAAAGUGAACAGUUUCUUGUUAUCUGUACGAUUUUAUACACAUAUAUGUAUAUACUUACGUGUGUGUGUGUGUGUGUGUGUCUGGGUAUACGUAUACACACGUAUAUAUUGAGGCUUGCAAAGUGAAUGAGAAGUUACUGAUUGCCUAAUUUUAUUCAGCAGAACUAAAUUCUGGUAACUUUUGGAUGACCUCUGCGAGACAAAGACAGGACAGAUCUAUUGUACAUCAUAUUACCCUCUUCUUUGAUGUCUGUUCUUUUCCUUGCCUCCUUAUCAGUUUCCUGCCUUUUGCUCCUCCUUCAGCUCCUGGCUCUUUAUUUCUGUCGAUAUUUUAUUUUAACCAACGUAACAAGCCCCGGUGGAGAUCCUGGCUGCUAAAUUAGACGGCAGGGCGGGGGGGAGCGGGGGCAGCCCAGACAAAAGGCCGCUCUACCUGAGGGCCGGGCAGGCGGCCGCCGCUCGGCGCAUAUCCCUAAAACACUGCUCUCUGGGUCGGAGGACGAAACCGGCCGGAGAGGGGGUCACUCGAUUACACGGAUGUUGUUUAGUGAAAUUUGUGGGAAUUAGGAGCUGCACACAAAUCCGGUGACCGGCUGCCCGCCUCCCAUUGGCCGGGCCGGUCACAUGCGCGCCCAACUUUAUUCAGUUGACAGCAAGUAGGAGGGCUCUAUGGAGGGAGGAAAAAAGACAACACGAGAAAAAUUAGUGUUUUCUACCUUCAGAAAUUAAUGGCCAUGAGUUCGUAUAUGGUGAACUCUAAGUAUGUGGAUCCCAAAUUUCCUCCUUGCGAGGAAUAUUUGCAGAACAGCUACCUAGCCGAGCAGGGCUCCGAGUACUACAGUGCCUCGCAGGGCGCUGAUUUCCAGCACCAGGGACUCUACCCACGGUCAAACUACAGCGAGCCGCCCUUUAGCUGUAGCGGUGCCCAGGGCCCCGCCGUGCCGCCGCGGGGUCACGGGCAGGAGCAGUCCGGCCCCCCGGGCCCCUUCCCCGGGCCGGCAGAGCAGCGCCCGCCGCCGCCGCUGCCCUCCUCCCGCGCCUGCAGCCAGCAGCCGGCCCUCAAACCCCCAAACGGGGCAGCACUUAAGCAGCCAGCAGUAGUUUAUCCCUGGAUGAAGAAAGUCCAUGUUAACUCGGUGAACCCCAAUUACAGCGGAGGGGAACCUAAACGCUCCCGAACAGCUUACACCAGACAGCAAGUCCUAGAACUGGAAAAAGAAUUCCAUUUUAACAGGUACCUGACCAGGCGCCGCCGCAUUGAGAUAGCGCACACUCUGUGCCUCUCUGAGCGCCAGAUCAAGAUCUGGUUUCAGAACAGAAGAAUGAAGUGGAAAAAAGACCACAAACUGCCCAACACUAAGGGCAGGUCUUCUUCCUCUGGUUCAAACCCACAUUUACAGACUGUUUCCAAGGACCAUCAGACUGACUUGACAACUUUAUAGAAGAGGUGAAAUUUUCCAUUUCAUCCUUUGAGUCUGACCAGUACUGUACAUAACUGACACUGUCCAAGCAGAACCUGCAUGUAGCAGCUAAAGAAUCGAGAAACUGUCAUCUUUCUGUAAGGUACUGUUGUACAAAGGAGACAAAAUGACGCUACUUUGGACUUUAUUUUAUUUGCCUCUACUAGCACAACCUAAAAAAAAGAAAGAAAAAAAACAAAGAAAGAAAAGAAACAUCAUGCAGGCAGUGGGGAUUGGGAAAAUAUGAAAGGAGACCUUCUGUCCAUGAAUAGUAAUAAAUCAUUGAAAAUGAAACUGUCCUGUGUUUCAGUUUUGAAUUUGAAAGUGAAGGUUAGAUGCUUUAUUCUGGGAUUUUUGCUUUUAAUUGUCUUUUUAUCCCAUGCAAUUUCGGGAUGAUGCAUUUGGGCAAGUUGAGGACAGGAAAAUUAUAGUACAGUCUUUUAUUUAACAAUGAAGACUAGUUUUUGUGAACUUUUUGUGCUGCUUUACCUUUCUUGGUGUAAUGAAAAUACUUGCUCAUUUCCAUAACGUCUCAGAAGAUGUGCAUAGGAAUUAAGUGAAAACGGGUUAUUUUAUGUUCUGAUUGUGUUAGCUAUUUAUUUAUUUGUUAUGUAGACGAAUGAAGAUACAAUGAAAAGAAAAAUAGUCAAACCAAAAAUGGGAAAGGGGAGCUGAAAUGCAGCGUUUCUCCUUCCCAGUCUCAUGAACACAUGUAUAAUGUUUACUUGUCUUGAACGUACACAACUUUCUUGUCCCAUUUUUUUACAUUUCCUUCUCUGUGAAUAGAAAAAGCGUCCCUACUCCUUAUCCUGUAACAUCCAGGGCUAACAAGCUUGAAAAUCUGUUUCCAAAGUCUGCUCUGCUCUGCGCUGUACUUUAAACCAACGAUACCUCAUUUAAGAAAAGGAAAAAUAAACUAAAAAGAAAACCCUAGAGUGAAAAAUCAAAGCGAUUGCUGGUAUUGUUUGAGCCAUUUUUUUCUCAAAGCUGAAUCCAUUCUUUCUACCUGAUUUAAAAUUUAUUUACUGUGCAAAAGAGAGGGGAUUUUUGUGGGUUGUUGCUUUGUUUUACGCUGGGUGAUUUGGGUUGCUUUUUUUUUUUUUUUUUGGAAGAACAGAGAUUGUUGGUAAGCAAAGCAGGGCACUUCAGCGAAAUGCUUGGAAAUCGCGGCACGCUGAUAUCCGGGGAAGGCGGAAGGCUGGAAGGCAGCAGAGCUGGGCUCGUCCCCACGCGUUUGCCCGUGGCUGCCGCUCGCACCGGGUCCACGUUUGGGGGCGAUCCCCCCGCGCCGCCAGCAGCGGAGCAGCCAGCGCGGCUCCGCGGCCCCCGCCCCUCCGCAGGGCUCGGCGGGCCGAGGCGCCGUCCGGGCCCCGGCACCCCCGGGGCAGCCCGGGGAGGCUGCCGCUCCUCCGCAUUUGAGCUGGCUGAGCCUGCUCCCCAAGAGCGGAGGGAGAAGAGGGAACCCCGGACCAAAAGCUCAAGUUCCACCGGUUUAAAGGGAGAUGGAACAGCAACGUGCGAGUCCUCGCUAAAGCGCCCAGGUCCGGGCUGAGCCUUUCCCAGGCAGGACACGCCGGUUUCUGAACCCGCUCGGGGCAGCGCCGGGAAAGCUGGGCUUGCAUAAGCACGAAAAUGAAAGGCGAGCUUUUCAAAACGUGUGUAUUCGGCAAAACUGGCUGUGGUCAGCGGUUUAUUUCUGCCCUUUACUCGUCCCCAGAAGUCCGCAAAGUAUCUUGCAGGACUUGGUCUUUUGUUUUAGAGCCUGGAGAAAACUCUUUGUUCUUCCUGAGGGUUAGCCCACUUCUCAGACUUGCACAUGGCAAUCCUUGAAUAUCUCCACGUCGUGAUAUUAAAGAUGGAUAUUCCUGCAUUAUUCGCAUCAUUGUUUCUAUGACAAAAAGCACGGAGUUCAUACAUAGUAAAGACGUCUUUUUUCUGACGCCUUCACGUUGAGAAGCUGAAAAGGUAUUUUACUGAAGUUCGGCUAAAUUGCAGGAACAGGUUCACCCAGAGGACAAAUUUUCUAUUCGAUUAGUUGUAUUUCAGCCGGGAAGAGUGACCUCUAAACCCUUAACCUUUUGGACCCAAACUACUCUUCCCUUUCUCUGGCAUGGAGAGCAGCUAGCAGCAGCGCUUGAGGAGGGAAUUCCUUAGACAAGUUUGCAAGUUUUGUUCCACCCAGUUCUUGCAGUAGCAGCCUUCCGUCUCCAGACUUGUCCAAAGCCCAGCCUUUGCUCUUCAUACGAAGCCGUGGGGCAAAAAGGAAAAAAAAGUCCUCUGGCUGCUCUCCUUGAAAAUCCCCCUCGCGGACCCCCGCUGUUUACUUGAGGUCUGUGAUAAGCUGACUAGGAGCAGCUCAAACAUGUUAUUUGAGAGAGAAAGCUGCCAACUUUGGCAUCAGUGGGUACAACUCUGGAAAAUAAUGUCCUUGGAUAAGCAAAUCCUUGCUUUGUGUUUCUUCUCGCCUGGGAUCGCUUCCUAAGUUAAAGGGCCAAAUCCUGCUCCCAGAUUUCCUUCCUCGGCCCACUGAAGUCAAACGAGGAUGUAGCUGGGGGCAGAAUUUGUCUCCCUGUCUUUUGAAAUGGUAAUCUGGCAGGACGCGGGCUGGGUUCAGCGGGCGCAGCCCGCACAGCCCUGUCUGCAAGUGCCCCCCGAGCAAGGCCGGGGCACCCCGAGCCUGCACGGUCCUGCCUGCGCUGCGGGCUCUGGGGCAGGCAAACUGGGGCAGAAAGUACCCGGGUAAAUAAAUAGUUUCCAGCUGCCAGGGCUCCGAAUGGCCAGGAAUGUGUGUAAUAACGCCAUGAAGCACCCACCGGGCGUUAUCUCCCGUGGCAAACAGACCUGAGGUUUAUUUUUAUUGAUUUUUAAUUCUCCUCAAGAAUUAUUUUGUGUAGGAAGGGAAGCUGUUUGUUUUUGUUUAUCAUGGAUAAAACGUUGUGUAUUGAAGCCUUUUGUUGAACGAUCGCAUUGUCCAACAACACCCUCAUUUCUUUUAAAGUGUGAUGCUUUUAUAGACUUUACCAAUGUUUUUGCUGCCAUUGAUUAAAACGUUAUUUAUACUAAUUGUUGCCUGUAGUUUUGACGUAAGUCGUCCAUAUAUAUUUGAAAUAAUAAAAGGUGUGGAGAAACAGA
Dromaius novaehollandiae (emu) is the source of this 5109-nucleotide messenger RNA. RefSeq names its product homeobox D4 (gene HOXD4). Gene Ontology annotation, molecular function: RNA polymerase II cis-regulatory region sequence-specific DNA binding; DNA-binding transcription factor activity, RNA polymerase II-specific. Bases 1246 to 1959 code for a protein of 237 amino acids. Gene Ontology annotation, cellular component: nucleoplasm; nucleus. The record is from RefSeq and is a predicted model, not a curated record. The transcript is spliced from 2 exons. Lineage: Eukaryota; Metazoa; Chordata; Aves; Casuariiformes; Dromaiidae. Gene Ontology annotation, biological process: embryonic skeletal system morphogenesis; positive regulation of transcription by RNA polymerase II; anterior/posterior pattern specification.